Molecule: messenger RNA, 1422 nt
Organism: Ambispora leptoticha
Lineage: Eukaryota; Fungi; Glomeromycota; Glomeromycetes; Archaeosporales; Ambisporaceae
Source: the annotation of a GenBank genome assembly
AUGACUUCAACGUAUACUGCACCACAAAACCUGCAGAAAGUCGAUGCAUUCUUUAAAGAAACACCCGCUAAACAAUGGGGCGACUUUGCUGCAUUUACACGAAAACAACCAUCCAAUACCGUUGGCAGUAUUUUAUCUCGAUACUCCGGAUCUUUAGUUGCACUUAGUAAAGAAUCGAUCGUGCCAGAAAAUGUUCGAGAAUAUUGUAUUGAAUUACAUAAAGCAGCUACUUCUUCGAGGAAAGAACACUUCAAAGAAAUUGUGAAGCAUGUCAUCAAGGUCAAGACAACAGAGGAUCGGAUAGAUAGAUUGAAGAAGGAAGUUACAGCAAAAGCUGAACUUGCAGGUGGCACGCACGUCGCUGUAGCUCUUGAUAGCUGGUUUCUUGAAGAAAAAGAACAGGCGCAGGAAGCACAAAACAACUUGGAGGAAGACCAAUCUCAAGACAAGUUUACCACUCCUCCUCUAACGCCAGUCAAUGCUACUAAACUAUUGAUCUCACCAAACAAGCGGGUGAUGUCAGACGAGGGCAUGCAACAAUAUAUGCAUGACGUCAACAUCAUCUUGGCUGAUGAUAUGACACUGGCAGAACUAACAGCUGAAGUGGGUGAGGAGACAGAAAAGGGGAUUACCUCUAGACGAAGUACCAGUCCUGAUAUAUGGAUAGCUACCAAGGACAUGGCUAUCGAAAAAACCACUGAUGACAAUGUGAACCUCUUCAAAUUGUAUUGCAAGAAGGUUUUAGAAGACUUCUUCAACAUGGUGGAUCUGUAUCCUAACAUGAGCCGCAAAAUUGGAGAACGCAAAUAUUUGGCAUACCAUGUGGUUCCUCUCUUUAAGUUUUAUGAGAAGACCUUCGGUUCAAUUGACUUCGAUUGGGCUGAAACGCACGUGACCUCCGCAAAAAUGAUGAAAUCGGAAGAGGAUUCUGGGAUUGUGCUGGCUGAUGCAAAGGGGACGCGGAUGCUAGAUGGACUGGAAGUAUGGCAUCUUGAAGUUGCUGGGCCUCCCAAGAAUUGGACAAGUCGUCAUGUACUUGGUGAUUCCAAGAAAACGUUGCGAACGGACACCCUCAACCUAUUAAGAAUUCUAGAGGACAGGCUAGAUUGUGAUGUCGCUCUUGCUAGCAGGAUACAGGUGUUUUCAAUGCUAGGUAUCGAUACACGAAUCACAUUAUAUUCCUUAAGGAUGCUUCAGGAUGGACGAUUUCUUGCAGCAGAGCUGGCUACGGCAAUCGUCCCAUUUACUUAUAGCGGAAGGAUGCAGAUGAAGGCAGUGCUACGAAUGAUGGCUAUAGUACAUGACGAGUUGACGAAGCAAGAAGAGCUAAUAGAAGAAAUCGAUCAUUAUGUUCAACGUCCUCAAGGAAAGGUUACUGUACGCGACGUUCUGCAGGUACCAAAAAGAAUAAGAACAAAGUAG